Messenger RNA from Geodia barretti, 1110 nucleotides. NCBI's taxonomy places the organism in Eukaryota, Metazoa, Porifera, Demospongiae, Tetractinellida, Geodiidae. The record is from the annotation of a GenBank genome assembly.
AUGAGAGUGACUUCUUCGAACCAGGUGCUAUCGGAAGUCGAAUACAACAUCGUGGGGAAACGCCCGAUACGACCCGACGGGGUGGACAAGGUCACCGGUAGAGCCCAGUACGGGGCCGAUGUGAAGCUUACCGGGUUGCUGUACGGGAAGGUGCUGCGCAGCCCUCACCCGCACGCGCGAAUCCGGUCGAUCGAUACCAGCAAGGCAGAGGCCCUGCCCGGUGUGAGGGCGGUCAUCACGGCGAAGGACCUGCCCUUCGCCUCCCUGAGCAGGGAGGAACUGGGCGGCGAUUACGGCCGGCUCAAGUUUGCGUCGGACCACAUGAUGGCCAGCGAUAAGGCGCUGUUCAAGGGGCAUCCGGUGGCGGCCGUGGCCGCGGUCAACGGGCAUGUAGCGGAGUCCGCCAUGGCGCUGAUCGAGGUGGACUACGAGGUGCUGGACGCGGUGGUUGAUGUGCGCCAGGCGAUGGCGGAGGGUGCGCCGCUGGUCCACGAGGACCUGCGGACUUCGUCGAUGGGCGAGAUUGCGGACAAGCCCAGCAACAUCGCGGCCCAUCUCAGCUAUGAGAAGGGCGAUGUGGAGAAGGGCUUCGGCGAGGCCGAUGUGAUCGUCGAACGGGAACUUACCACCGCCUCGGUGCACCAGGGCUACAUCGAGCCGCAUAACUCCACAGCCUUCUGGAAUACCGACGGGUUGCUGAAUGUGUGGACCAGCACCCAGGGUGCCUUCGCGGUGCGCGCUGCGGUGGCGGAUGUGCUGCGGAUGCCGGUGUCGAAAGUGAAGGUAACGCCGAUGGAGAUCGGCGGCGGCUUCGGCGGCAAGAUCACGGCCUACCUGGAUUCCAUCACCGCGCUGCUGUCGCAGAAGGCGGGAGCGCCGAAAAUGACCGGCGGAGUUAAGCAGGUUGAUUGCCAGGGCCGCAACGUGAGACAGAUAGUCGACGGCCUGGAGGCAAUGUAUCCUGGCAUCAAGGACCGGCUGGUUGAGGAAGGAGAGAUCCGCUCCAACCUGGCGGUGGCCAUCGACGGGGACGUGGCCCGUAUGGGCAUGCUGGAGAGAGUGAGCGAGACCAGCGAAGUGCACUUCGUGCCGGCUAUCGGCGGAGGCUGA